This is a messenger RNA of Jaculus jaculus (lesser Egyptian jerboa), 1367 nucleotides long. RefSeq names its product arginase 2 (gene Arg2). Gene Ontology annotation, cellular component: mitochondrion; cytoplasm. The record is from RefSeq and is a predicted model, not a curated record. The transcript has 8 exons. NCBI's taxonomy places the organism in Eukaryota, Metazoa, Chordata, Mammalia, Rodentia, Dipodidae. Bases 109 to 1173 code for a protein of 354 amino acids. Gene Ontology annotation, molecular function: arginase activity; manganese ion binding.
CAAGAGGGUCAGCGCGGCGCGGCGGCGGUGCUCGCUGGAGGUCGGGAGCGGCUCGGAGCCAUCCUCUGCCGGCUUUUUUUCCCCCCGACUCUUCCCCUCCUGCCAGCCAUGUCCCUGAGGAGCAGCGUGUCGCGUCUCCUCCGGACGCAGGUGCACUGGGUGCUGAAGAAAUCCGUGCACUCCGUGGCUGUGAUAGGCGCUCCCUUCUCCCAGGGGCAGAAAAGGAAAGGAGUGGAAAAUGGUCCAGCUGCAGUUAGAGAAGCUGGCUUGCUGAAGAGGCUCUCCAAUUUGGGCUGUCACAUAAAAGACUUCGGAGAUUUGAGUUUUACUCCCGUCCCCAAAGAUGACCUCUACAACAAUCGAGUAGUGAAUCCCCGCUCAGUGGGCCUUGCCAACCAGGAACUGACUGAGGUGGUUAGUGGAGCUGUGUCAAGUGGCUACAGCUGUGUCACCGUGGGAGGCGACCACAGCCUGGCAAUUGGUACAAUUAGCGGUCACGCCCGGCACUGCCCAGACCUCUGUGUCAUCUGGGUUGAUGCUCAUGCCGACAUCAAUACACCCCUGACCACUUUAACAGGAAAUCUCCAUGGACAGCCAGUUUCAUUUCUCCUCAGAGAACUACAAGACAAGGUACCCCAACUCCCAGGAUUUUCCUGGAUCAAACCAUGUAUCUCUUCCCCAAACAUUGUGUACAUUGGCCUAAGAGAUGUGGACCCUGCUGAACAUUUUAUUUUAAAGAACUACGACAUCCAGUAUUUUUCCAUGAGAGACAUUGAUCAACUUGGCAUACAGAAGGUUAUGGAACAGACAUUUGAUCUGCUGAUUGGCAAAAGACAAAGGCCUAUCCACCUGAGUUUUGAUAUUGAUGCGUUUGACCCUACUCUCGCUCCAGCCACAGGAACCCCUGUUGUUGGGGGAUUGACCUAUCGAGAAGGCAUGUAUAUUACUGAAGAAAUACAUAAUACAGGGCUGCUGUCGGCACUGGACCUUGUUGAAGUCAAUCCUCAGCUGGCCACUUCAGAGGAAGAAGCGAAGGCCACAGCCAGCCUCGCAGUGGAUGUGAUUGCUUCAAGUUUUGGUCAGACAAGAGAAGGAGGACAUAUUGUCUAUGACCAGCUUCCUACCCCAAGUUCACCAGAUGAGUCAGAAAAUGAAGAACGUGUGAGAAUUUAGGAAAUACUGUGCACUGGCACCUUCUACAGUGGGCAUUCCAGAGUUGCAAAGCAUUUUAGGAGACAGAUAUUAAAUGGCUGUCUGGGUCAAUACUGCCUUAAUGAGAACAUAGGUGCAUUCUCACAAUUGCAAACUUCUGUUCUCCAUUAUGGUAACCAAUACUACUACUGUAAAUGCAUUUUUUUUUUUUUUUU